This is a messenger RNA of Eubalaena glacialis (North Atlantic right whale), 1283 nucleotides long. RefSeq lists its product as uncharacterized. NCBI's taxonomy places the organism in Eukaryota, Metazoa, Chordata, Mammalia, Artiodactyla, Balaenidae. The coding region runs from base 1 to 1131 and encodes 376 amino acids. The transcript has 5 exons. The record is from RefSeq and is a predicted model, not a curated record.
AUGGCAGCCAAGAGGCCCCCAGGACUUGGUCUGGCAUCCGAAAGAGGUACUGGAGCAGGGAUGGAGAGUCCUGGGCGCGACGUUGCUCCGCGAGCAGACACCCGCUCAACCACCUCCAGCUUCCUCGUAGCCCGCGGGGCCCCGGCGAACCCAGGACCUGGCACCCUGGCAGCCCCGCUCCUCCCUGCGCCGAACUCCCAACUCCAGAGGCGGCAGAGCCACGAGGACUCCAGCAAUCCCGCCGGCGCGCGCUCACCUAAAGACCCAGGAAAGGCGGGGGAAUACAGGGAGACAGGUUUUCGCCAGGUCUACAUCCGGGGCACCCGCCCGCCACCACCCGGAAGAGAACUGCGGAAGGCGCCAGGGAAGGCCGGAAGUGGCUUCACUCGUGUUAGACGACUAACUGAAGGAGCGGGCGGAAGUGGGAAGAGCCAUAAUAGGAGAGGUGGCAGUGGCACCUGUGCCCAGUACCGAGGCCGUAAGUCCCUUGUGCCCUCAUCUCAGGGUUUCCUCCCAGAUUGGACUACCGUGAAACCGCACCACAGGUCCGUGCUCAGUUUCUUCCGUGGGUACAGAACACAGGCUCCGGACCGGGAAGGCAUCCUGCUGAAGAAGGGGGCCAGAAAUAGCAGCUGCCAGCACCGCUGGUUCAUCCUCCGGGGAAACCUCCUCUUCUACCUGGAACACCAGGCUGACCCACACACCCCUGAGCCUCAUCCUGUUAGAGAACUGCCAGGUGGAGCCACGCCUUGGGGCCACAGAACCCUACGCCUUUACCAUCCUGACCCCAGGGGUAGAAGGGGGACAGGCCUACAAGCUGGCAGCAGAAAACCAGGAGAAGCUGGGAGCCUGGCUGUGCUGCUACGCCCCCUGGAGGCCCAGCACCAGGAGCUGUGCCAGGCAGCUGGACAAGAGACCAGCUCACCCCCAGAGGACUGGGGCUCCCCACAGUACAGAGAGGGCAGUACCCUCUCCAGCUUGCAGGAGUUGCACGAGCACUUUGGGAAGGAGAUCCGGGUGCUGCAGGCGGCGGGCGCACAGACGGCUCCAGGAGGCCAGUGCAACGGAGGCAGCGGAUCCCAGGCAGAGGUGGAGCGGGAGCUCAACCACUGUCUGUUGAUGAAUGACUAACAGACCAAAGGCCAAAAGGUACCUACCUGCCGAGACCAGGAGACCAGCCGAUUGCUUCAAGAGACACCCAGAUCCUGACUAGCUCCAUCACUCCCUCCCUCCUUCCUUGUCCUUAUUCUAACCCCCUUCAUCAAAUAACAAUGCAGGAGACA